AAAACAUUUGGUUUUAAAGCACAUGUAUCAUAUAGGAUGAAUGGUGCUUAUUAAUGGCCGACCUAUCUUCUAGACAAGAGUCAAAUUAAUUGAGAUGAUUGUAACCGUUCAUCUAUAGGAAAGACACUGGCACACUGCACAUGCAAAAAGAUGUGACAUUUUGGCCAUGAUUAUAAGUUCUUAGCAUGCAAUAUUCUAGGGAUGGUCUUUACCAAGCUUUUCACAUCCUCUAGGUGUAAGAUGAAUUGAUAUUUUCUUGACCUUAACUUAGCCACUUCAAGGGGUACGUUAUUCUGAAUUAAGCCAAACAAACUGUUCUAUAUCCUUGAGUAUACAAGCCCAUAACUUUGUGUGCGUAUGCAUUUUAAAUAAAUGUUCACCUAACUUAAAUUUCUCAAGCAAAUUCGAUGCCUAACUUUGUGUUCUGCUUUUAUUUUUUGUUCAAUGAACCAAUAGUGAACCAAGGUCUGGCUACACUAGCCUUUUUUGGAGUCGGAGUGAACCUGGUGUUGUUCCUGACAAGGGUUGUCGGUGAAAACAAUGCCGAUGCUGCUAACAGUGUGAGCAAAUGGACUGGGACAGUUUACAUCUUUUCUCUGAUUGGUGCUUUACUUAGUGAUUCCUACUGGGGAAGAUACAAAACUUGUGCCAUAUUUCAGGUCAUCUUUGUCAUAGGUUUGGUAUCACUAUCUUUAUCAUCAUACCUUUUCUUGCUCAUGCCUAGAGGUUGUGGGGAUGAAUUAACUCCAUGUGGUGCCCAUUCUAGCAUGGAGAUGGGGCUAUUCUACCUUUCUAUCUAUCUUGUUGCCCUAGGAAAUGGAGGGUAUCAACCUAACAUCGUCUCAUUUGGGGCUGAUCAGUUCGAUGAAGAAAACCCCAAGGAGGGACUUUCAAAAGUUUCCUUUUUUAGCUACUUCUAUAUAGAAAAUUAG
Molecule: messenger RNA, 932 nt
Organism: Quercus robur (English oak)
Lineage: Eukaryota; Viridiplantae; Streptophyta; Magnoliopsida; Fagales; Fagaceae
Product: protein NRT1/ PTR FAMILY 7.3-like
Exons: 3
Coding region: 408-932 (174 amino acids)
Biological process (GO): transmembrane transport
Cellular component (GO): membrane
Molecular function (GO): transmembrane transporter activity
Source: RefSeq, a predicted model, not a curated record